GUGACUGGAGUGCAGGUGCAGGUACGUUUGAAGUAUUCGUGCAAGUAUUGUGGAUUUUAUAACGAGUAUUGUGGAUUUUAGCGCGUCUCUCCGCUGUAACGCCGGGCUCCGCCCAUGCGGCUAUAAGAGCCCAGCUGACCAGGUGGCCACGGUCCGUCCUCGCAACAGGCCGACGCAACCUGCCCUCGCACUCAGUCCGCUUGUUGAGAACUUUUUUCACAGCUUCUCCGUCGCCCUCGUGUCGCACUGAGAUGUUGGAUUUGUUCCCUGUUUGAUGUAACUGGGGAUCAGGAGCCGGGACCGGUCACGUUCAACCAUGACUUUCGCCAUGCUGCGGCCCGUGGCGACGCACUUGAUCUACUCGGACUUCGCAGUCCUGUCCGAGGACGAUGAAAACCGCAGCGAGAGCGACGGCGACUCGGAGCAGAGCUGCUGCGGCUCCGGCGACAAGCGCAGGAGGAUUUCGCGCAAACUGGAGGGGGACUCCGCGGUGGCGAUGAAGCAGCGGAGCGCGGCGAACGCGCGCGAGCGGGGCAGGACGCAGAGCGUCAACACCGCCUUCACGGCCCUGCGGACUCUCAUACCCACGGAGCCCGUGGACAGGAAGCUCUCCAAGAUCGAGACCCUCCGCCUGGCGUCCAGCUACAUCUCCCAUCUGGCCAACGUGCUCCUCACCGGCGACGGCGGCGCGGACGAGCAGCCGUGCCUCGGCGCGGUCCACGCGCAAGGAGACGGCGGAGCGAGGCAGCCGCGGACUAUCUGCACCUUCUGCCUGAGCAACCAGAGGAAAGGGAUAAAGGAUGGCAAAGACUGUUUAAAGGUGCGAGGCUUGACUCCACUGCGAGUGAGACGCUGACGCUGGGACCCGUGAAUGAGUAUCAACCUCAAAAUCCUCAAGGACUUUCUCAGGGAAGAGUUGAAGCUAGUGUUUCUACACACACACACACACACACACACACACACACACACACACACACACACACACACACACACACACACACACACACACACACACACACAAA
This is a messenger RNA of Betta splendens (Siamese fighting fish), 1022 nucleotides long. It is a transcript of the gene tcf15, whose product is annotated as transcription factor 15. The transcript has 2 exons. The coding region runs from base 317 to 856 and encodes 179 amino acids. Gene Ontology annotation, biological process: regulation of transcription by RNA polymerase II; developmental process. Gene Ontology annotation, molecular function: RNA polymerase II transcription regulatory region sequence-specific DNA binding; protein dimerization activity; DNA-binding transcription factor activity, RNA polymerase II-specific. The record is from RefSeq and is a predicted model, not a curated record. Lineage: Eukaryota; Metazoa; Chordata; Actinopteri; Anabantiformes; Osphronemidae.